AAAAACAACUACAACUAAACCAACAACCAAAUUAUUAAACGCAUAUUAUCAGUGAUAUUAAAUAAACAAAAAUAGACAUAAUUUACACCCUCAUCAAAAGAAUAAGAAGAAGAAGAAAAAAAAACGAAGGAUCAAUUAAAAAUCCCGAUAAACGUAAUAAAUUGGAUCAUGAGGACAUGAACGACACGAGUAUAAGUGAAUCACAAGAAAAAAAAGUGAAUUUACCUGCACCAUCAAAUGAAAAUAAAGAUGGGGUGGGUGGUGGUGGUGGUGGUGGUUCAAGAUGGUUUGUACCACCGAUUGCCACCACCACCACUGCCGAAUCAACGUUCGAGAGUCUCGCAUUGGACGUUUCUUAUUCGGGAUUGGAUAUGUCGGGACAUGACCUUGUUGAUCAUGCUACUAACAGUUAUCGAGAAACUAGGGAUGAUAGGAGAAGGGGUAGUAUCAGAAAAGAUGAUAUACAGAAAAAAAUUAAUAAGAUAAAUGAUAAAGAAGAUGAUUUGUUAUGGGACGACAUUGGUGUCGUUGAAUAUUUGGAAAGAAAACUUGGACCACCUGACGAAAGUACACCUGAGGAACGUGUUGAAGUUCUUAAAGAAGUUUUAGCCGAAACUGACAUACACGAAGGUGACGGUGAUCUAUCGGAUUUUCUCUUUCACGUUGCUAGGACGAAAUAUGGCAGGAUUUACAUCAGAGUUAUUCGUACGCUUCUGUUAAAUCGAGUUUUUGGUGUUGGAGUUGGUCCGUGUAGGACCUCUUUUGGUGUACCCUGGAGGACGAAGAAUCAGAAAAGCAAAACUGGAGUGCCAAGGUGGAGGAAAUCGAGGAGGAAGCAACCUCUUCGAUAUCAUCAACAACCACAGCAACAGGAAGAGGAAGAAGAAUCCCAGGAUGAUGAUCCUUACGAAUACGACGAGGACAUCAGACCUUCAACUUCAUCAGUUUCAUCGGAAUUUGAUUCAACUUCGGAUAAUUAUGAAAACGAAGUGGCUAGGGUACUUCGUCUCGAGACAUAUUAUUCGCAAACUGGUUCAUCGCAAGAAUGUGGGCCCGUCAGAAGUAUGAAUCAUUCUUCACCCCUUACUUGGAAUAUUCACAUGGAUUCCAAUCCUAUUAGAUUAGUCGUAUCACGAAACUGGUUCUGGUGA
Messenger RNA from Polistes dominula (European paper wasp), 1151 nucleotides. RefSeq lists its product as uncharacterized. NCBI's taxonomy places the organism in Eukaryota, Metazoa, Arthropoda, Insecta, Hymenoptera, Vespidae. The record is from RefSeq and is a predicted model, not a curated record.